UCCUGACUGCUGCACUGUGGUGGGAUGUAAGAGAGAUCGUCGGUUAUCACCUAUUUUUUCUUCUUAUAUAUUUUUUAGUUGUUUUUUUUUCGGGGUUCCUCUCACCCUAAUCCCUGAACAAUGUUCCUUUCUUUUCUUCCAAAUGCAAGCCUUGUCUUGCCCAAAUCUAGCUCAUCGAUGUGAAGUUCCGCACUCGGCAUUUGUCACAUAGAGGCUCAUCAAGCAAGAUUCAGAGAGAUGUAAAACCACGAGUAGCAGGCCCGCACUCUUGCAAAGCCUAAUUACGUUAUUCUCAGUCUGCUGAUACACCAACUGAUUUUCAAGGUUAGGCACCGACAAGAUUGAAGGGCGGCCAUGGCGAUCGGAGCCGGGUCCUCCGAAGUGCUUGGGGCCUUGGACAGAGCGAAGACACAAUGGUACCACUUCACAACUAUUAUUAUUGCAGGAAUGGGCUUCUUCACGGACGCAUACGAUCUCUUCUGCAUCUCAACAGUGGCUCGGCUGCUAGGGCGGUUGUACUAUUUCGACCCAAAUUCGCACAAACCCGGGGUUCUGCCACCGAAUGUGUCGGCGGCCGUGAACGGUGUGGCGCUCUGCGGGACCUUCUGCGGACAGCUCUACUUCGGCUGGUUGGGGGACAGGCUGGGUCGCAAGCGAGUGUAUGGUUAUACAUUGGUACUCAUGAUAAUCACGUCUCUUGCCUCGGGGCUCUCCUUCGGUAGUUCGGCCAAGGGGGUGAUGAGUACGAUGUGCUUCUUUCGGUUUUGGUUGGGCUUUGGAAUAGGUGGCGAUUAUCCUCUGUCUGCGACCAUAAUGUCUGAGUACGCAAACCAGAAAACUCGCGGUGCGUUCAUUGCUGCCGUGUUCGCCAUGCAAGGAAUUGGGAUUGUUGCUGGCGCAACGAUGUCCAUCAUUGUGUCGUCGAUCUUUCGGCGAGCCUACCCCUCUCCAGCAUUUGAGAUCAACGAAAUUGCGUCGACACCUCCCCAGGCUGACUACGUCUGGCGAAUCAUCUUUAUGUUCGGAGCUCUCCCCGCAAUUGUGACUUUCUAUUACCGCAUGCAAAUGCCGGAAACUGCUCGGUACACGGCAUUGGUCAUCAAGAACAAUCGACGAGCUGCUCAAGAAAUGGGCCGAGUGCUUCAAGUUCAAUUUGACACCAUUGUAGACACCCCCAUGGAAUACCAUCGAGUCAAGGAAUUCGGUCUCUUUUCCAAGAGGUUCAUGAAGCGGCAUGGCAUCGAGCUUCUGGGAUGUACAAGCACAUGGUUCCUAUUAGAUGUGGCCUUUUACUCACAGAAUCUAUUUCAGAAAGACAUUUUCACGUCUGUGGGCUGGCUGCCACCCCAGAAAACUAUGAGCGCCUUGGAAGAGGUUUUCAAGGUCUCCCGAGCUCAAGCUCUGAUUGCGCUCUGCUCAACUGUUCCUGGUUACUGGUUCACCGUGGCAACGAUCGACAUAGUCGGCCGCUGGAUCAUCCAGCUGGGGGGCUUCUUCUUCAUGACUCUCUUUAUGUUCAUGCUCACUUUCAUGUACCACGACCUCAGAGGGGACCCUUGUGGUGAUGGCAAGUACUGCGGCGGCAGCCAUGUCGCGUUCCUCGUGCUCUAUGCUCUGACGUUCUUCUUCGCCAACUUUGGCCCCAACGCCACCACCUUCAUCAUUCCGGCCGAGCUCUUCCCUGCCCGGCUGCGGUCCACAUGUCAUGGUAUCUCUGCUGCAGCAGGCAAAGCUGGCGCCAUUGUCGGAGCCUUCGGGUUCCUCUACGCCGCACAAGGGAAGACUCCAAGCAGCAGAGACAAAGGCUACCCCAACGGCAUUGGCAUUAAAAAUGCGUUCCUUCUUCUGUCCGUCAUCAACCUCUCGGGCUUCUUUUGCACGUUCCUGUUGCCGGAGACGAAGGGCCGGUCUUUGGAAGAUCUGUCGGGCGAGAACGACGAAGACCAACGAGACCUGCAUCACAUUGUCACAGAUCAUGGGAUGAAGCAACCAUGGAAUCUUGCAGUCCACCCCGUGUAGAUAAAAAGCAGCAAACCUGUUUCAAUGACUCCUGUCCUUGGAAAUCCCAAUUGCAUUGUUUUUACAUCACUUGUUUGUCGGUGUUCCAGCGCCUCUGCCAACGCCGUCUCCACUUGUCUUCCCUUCUCUGGUCCUCAUGAAUAUUUGCUGCCUGGUGAUGUGGAUUACAUCGUACAGCCGAUUCUGGACCUUCGGCAGUGUCGUGAUUUCUGGUGAUUUCUAUGAUGCUACUUUUGGACCUUUGAUUUGUCAUGGUCUUAGAUGAUGCGACGCUGCUGCUGCUGCUGCUGCUGCUGAAAAACUAAUGUUGGACUGGAUUGAAAUUGGGUGUGAGGAUCUAGUGCAGUGGAAUAACACUUAUGGAUUCUAUACUUUGUCAUGAAAAAUCAUAAGUGAAGUGACGAUGCCAUUGAUAAAAUUAUCGAUACAAUUCUUUCACGAAGAACAUAUUGUGAAGGGGAAUUUGUGGUUGUUCCUUGAUGAAGUUUAAAGUAGCAACCUUCGCUUUAAGGUGGUGCAGCAAGAUGGGGGACCAUGAAAUUAAUCGUCCACGGCUGUAAAACGUUUGAAGAGUGCAGUAGCCAAGCAUGUUAAUAACCAUUGCUCAUUAAUGAGUUACGUAGUAAUGUUGUGAAACACAGUACCACAUGUUACUUA
Messenger RNA from Physcomitrium patens, 2676 nucleotides. Its product is annotated as putative inorganic phosphate transporter 1-3. NCBI's taxonomy places the organism in Eukaryota, Viridiplantae, Streptophyta, Bryopsida, Funariales, Funariaceae. Gene Ontology annotation, cellular component: membrane. Gene Ontology annotation, molecular function: phosphate transmembrane transporter activity. The record is from RefSeq and is a predicted model, not a curated record. Gene Ontology annotation, biological process: phosphate ion transport; transmembrane transport.